Messenger RNA from Planococcus citri (citrus mealybug), 1128 nucleotides. RefSeq lists its product as uncharacterized. Gene Ontology annotation, molecular function: calcium ion binding. Lineage: Eukaryota; Metazoa; Arthropoda; Insecta; Hemiptera; Pseudococcidae. The record is from RefSeq and is a predicted model, not a curated record. The transcript has 5 exons. Gene Ontology annotation, cellular component: myosin II complex. Bases 446 to 895 code for a protein of 149 amino acids.
UUUUCUUUAGAAAUUGAAAUUACCAAUUUCUUUAAUUUUUUUAGGAGAAAUUGAGGAAUUAAAAAAGUUAAUAAAGGUCAAAAUUGAAAAAAAAAGUUGCAGAAAAAUGAGAAAUUUUGAAAAUAGAGAUUCAGCAUGCACCUCAUCAUGAAAAUAGUCCUCAUAAGUGUAAAAAAUAACACGAUGAAUUGUUUACGUUUACGUUACGUUUACGUUCAAAGUUCAAAGUUCCUUAUCAAGUUAUCACUUAUCAGUAACAACGAAUAACAGUAAAUUUUUUAAAAAAAUACUUCGAUCCCGUUUUUCUCGCAUCUCACAUCAUUUUGCAUUUGUUUUUAUGUUUUAAAGAAUUAUUUAUCGUUGCAUUUAUUAAUAUUCAAAAUAGAGAAUUUUACUUUGUGAGAAUUUGAAUAUUUGCAACUUCAUUUGUAUCAUUUAUAGCAAUAUGGCUCAUUAUUUUAGAGAAGAAGAUAUCGAUGAAUUUCGAGAAUGUUUCUAUCUGUACGCUCGUAGUGGACAAAUCCGAACUUUAGACGAGCUCACCGUCAUCAUGAGAUCAUUAGGCAUGAGUCCUACGAUUUUCGAACUAAAGAAAUACAUGAAAGAAAGAAAUGGUAAAAUAUCAUUCCCAGAAUUUCUGAAAAUUAUGCAUACUCAUAGUCAAGUUGAAAAAUUACCCAAAGAAGUGGUCGACGCGUUUAGAGCUUCGGAUACAGGAAAAAAUGGAUUAAUUACUGCUAAACACCUACGACAUAUGUUGCUUAAUUGGGGAGAACAAUUAAGUGGUAAAGAAGUCGAUCAGAUUUUCCGUGAAGCUAACGUUUCUCUCAAUGGUAUGGUCAAAUACGAAGAUUUUGUUAAAAUUGCCUGCGCUCCUGUUCCAGAUUAUUAUUAAUCGAUUCGUAUAAUUAUUUUGAUUUAUUUAUUUCUAUCCGUCCCAUUUUUUUUUCAUCCUUGUUGCGUAUAAAAUAUGCCAAAAUGUAUUUUAUUUUUUUUUCUACAUUAAUUUUACUUUUAGUAAUUUUGAUAAGUUAUUUAUUCAUUUUGUAUGUUAACUUUCUGUGGUGUGGUGAAAUAUUGUGAUAUAAUUUUUUUUUCUCAAUAAGGUAAUAUAUUUUUUUAUUGCUA